GCCGAUGCAGGCUUGAAAGCCAGUACACUGGCACUCUUCACGAAUACAUUCAAAUUUGUUAGAACAAAUUAUUUUACUCGGUCCUGUUUACACCGACCCAAGUGCAGUCGUGGUAGCGUUCCUUUCCAAGGGUCCAAUUUCCACUUGUCUUUCAUCCUUUUUACGAGCACACGAGGGGUUUAACGAUUGGCCCGCAGACCAGGCAUCUAGCGGAGUACCAUUUUCUACGAGUAGCAUCGUCAUUUCGGAUUGGCCGACAUGGAGUCGUUUUCGCGCGUCAUGGCCGCAAAUGGGUCCCACGCGGGAGGAGCAAGUGAAAAAGGUGUGGCUCGAUGACGAUGGAAAAAUGAUGGUAGCUCAGUCCGUCAGGCUGUCCGGAAAUCUAAAGUUGCCGUGGGUUUACUUGUCAUUUAGCGAUGGAACAGAGGGGUUCCGAGGUUCGUUGCGGGUCAAUGAGGUCAAGCGUGAGUGCACCAGCGACCAGUAUCUCGAAGGGGAGGUUAAAAGUCCAGAUAUCGCGCAGUCCGUCAUCACGUGCUAAGGGUUAGAUUAGACCCUUGGGGCAGCUGGAGACUUGGAGAUGCCCUGAACUUUACCCGACCGAGUUUGACUAUCGCUCCGAGCGGUAUAGCAACAAUAGCCGUCCACUUUUCACUUGCGUUUCGCAUUCGAAAACACAGAAACUAGAUGAUGGCGCAGUUAGCCUUGUGCCUUGACUCCUACCCGCUUGAGCAUAGUCAGCC
Molecule: messenger RNA, 743 nt
Organism: Xylona heveae TC161
Lineage: Eukaryota; Fungi; Ascomycota; Xylonomycetes; Xylonales; Xylonaceae
Exons: 1
Coding region: 290-541 (83 amino acids)
Source: RefSeq, a predicted model, not a curated record